Molecule: messenger RNA, 3396 nt
Organism: Daucus carota subsp. sativus
Lineage: Eukaryota; Viridiplantae; Streptophyta; Magnoliopsida; Apiales; Apiaceae
Exons: 1
Coding region: 1-3396 (1131 amino acids)
Source: RefSeq, a predicted model, not a curated record
AUGGAAGAGGGACCUAGCAGGUCAAGGAAAAACACAGAUCUAAAAACUACGGACACUCGCAUAAUUCUCUCACCUGUGAUUCAGUCACAGCGAACUCUAGAACCUCGAUGUUUAUUCGAGGACGAUGAAGAUGACUUGCAGAUGGUGGAUGUGCUACCAGCGCACUCCGAGCCGGUUGGAACCUACCGGAAGCGAGCCGCGAAGAUGAUGGUGACAACACCACAAGGGAAGCGAGUCCUCACUAGCGACGCCAGGCUCCAUCUGGAGAAAAUCAAAGCUCAGAAAAAGGCUCAACAGCAGCUGAUCCCUCUCACUAUCGAAGAGGAGGUCAGAAGCCUGGACAAUAGGAGGAGACUCCUUGAGGCGAAGCUAAGGCAAAAGCAAGAAAUAGACCGAUUGGAGGCAGCACUGGGAAUCCGCAAAGAAAUAGAACCCUCGGCGGAAUACCAGACCGAGGACCACGAUCCUUCAUGGAGACCUUCUGCCAACAGCAAACAAUCUUAUCGAGAAGAUUCUGAGGGGUCUUACAGCUCUAGACGACACAAACGAAGGUCAACUCAUGAAAACAGAGAGGACGAAGACUCAGAGACCUCUGAUGCAAAGAGCCAAAAGAGCUCAGACAUGGACAGAUUCCGAGAAGAAUUCGCACUAAUGAAGGAACAACUAAAAUCUCAACCAAGAGGGUUUGACUUUCCAUCAGGAAAUCCCUUAUCAAUCGACAUCGAGAAUGCCAAAAUUGACAGGAACAUUAAAAUCCCAUCUGUAGAACUGUUCGAUGGAUCCACGGACCCAUCAGAUUUCCUCAAUAUGUUUGAUGGACGAAUGUCCUUCUGCGGCCACUCUGAGGUGGCAAGAUGCCGUUUCUUCGGCACAUGUCUCAAGGGGACAGCUCUCACAUGGUACAACAACCUGCCCCCACGGUCCAUUGACUCAUGGAUCACUAUGAAAAACAAGUUCAGAGCUAGGUUCUCUAUCAACAAAAGAGGGGGAAAGAUCACCGCCUCAUUAAUGACCGUAAGACAACGGUCCUCAGAACCGAUACGUGAUUUCUUGGACCGAUUUAGAACUGAAAUGGCAAACAUCCCUAACUUGGUCGAGGAGUUGGCGGUCAAUUAUUUGGCAGCAGGAAUUGACAAGACAAGGCAUGGGCAGUUGUUGGAAGAGUUCUUUGAAAAAAGUCCUCGGACCAUAGAGGCGGCAAUGGAUAUCUUUGAGCGCAGAUUAACACUUCAGGAAGCAGUGGGUAGCAUACAAAUCACGUCACCACGAUCCAAACGAUGGGACAAGAAUUCUUCCCCAAAGGGACAAUGGUCCAGGGGAUUAGGACAAGAAAAGGGAAAAACUGAAGCAGGCAAGCAGACCGAUAUCCAAAAAAGGUCCGCGGUCCAGGAGCCUCAUCAGUCUAACAGGCCUUGGCCCCCUCGCCCUCCGCGAGAAGAAAGACAGUUCUCCAAACUAAACAUGGAUAUUGCCACAAUCCUAGCAAUCAUGAAGGCAGACCCUAACUACAAACCGCCUAGACCAAUGAAUCCAAACAGACCCCCUAGCUCGAAGUAUUGCGAUUAUCACGAGGACACAGGCCAUCUAACAGAAAAGUGCUUUCAACUCAAACACGCAAUAGAAAAUAAAAUUCAGAGUGGAGAAUUUUCUCACCUCGUCCAAAGGGAGGACCCAACCAGUGAGGGCAACAAGAGCUCAGACAGAUUGAUCGAUGUCAUUUCAGGAGGAUACAUUCCUAAGGGCCUCCCAGACCAGAACAAUAUGGUCUUCCAGGUGGAAACAAAAAGACAAAGGAAGGGCCCAUCACUUGUCAUAUCCUUUUCAGACAACGACUACACAGAUGGCAUAGAGCGGUCUCAUCAUGACGCCUUAGUAAUUACAGUUAAAAUGGGAACCAACACAGUCAAAAAAGUCUUAAUCGACAAUGGAAGUUCUGUAGAUGUUUUGUUCCAUGGAGCGUUUUCAAGAAUGGAUGUUGGAGACCGAAAACUGGGUGAUGCAAGACAUUCCCCCUUGUAUGGAUUCACAGGCAAUGAGGUAAAGGUCCUGGGUAUCAUCGAUCUACCGGUCCUUUUCGGAUCUCCCCCGCAACAAGUAUGGCACAUUGUGAAAUCUCAUGUUGUUAGUGCUUCAUGUAGCUACAAUGCAAUUCUAGGCAGAACCACACUAUCAGCUCUAAAAGCAAUAACUUCAAUACCUCACCUAAAGAUGAAAUUCCCAACAGAGUUUGGGGUAGGAGAAGUCAAAGGAGACCAAAAGGCCUCGAAGCAAUGUUAUGACAACAAUAUAACGCCUAGAUACAGGACAACAAAAAGUGCCAGUGAAACAGUGAACCAAAUACGAGAUGAGCCAAUGGAGGAAGAAAUCAAAAUAGAAGAGAAAGAAGCAGUGGACGUUCCUCGUGAAUCGGUCUGCCAACCAAUCGGUCCAACAGAACAAUUUGAGCUGGACCCAUCAAACCCAGGGAAGCUUAUCACCAUUGGAUCAGGAUUGGACCCCUUGGUUAAAGAAGAACUGAUAACUCUCAUCAGGGAAUACGCGGACAUCUUUGCUUGGUCACCAAAAGAUAUGCCCGGUAUUCCAGAAGCAAUAGCCCUCCACAAACUCAAUAUCAGUCCCACAUACAAGCCAGUCCGGCAAAAGAAAAGAAUAUUUUCCCCCGAAAAACAGUCGGCCAUAGAUGCCGAACUAGACAGACUCCUAGAAGCAGGAUUCAUUAAGGAGGUCCAAUUUCCCACUUGGAUCGCCAACACCGUUUUAGUCAAAAAGAGUAACGGCAAAUGGCGAAUGUGCAUCGAUUAUUCUGAUCUUAAUCGAGCUUGCCCAAAGGACUUCUAUCCUCUGCCCAAUAUAGACCAAUUGAUCGACGCCACUUCGGGUCAUGAACUGUUAUCCUUCAUGGACGCUUUUUCAGGGUAUAACCAGAUCAAAAUGGCCCCAGAGGACCAAAACAGUACAGCCUUCAUCACCCAUAGGGGAAUUUUUGCAUAUAAGGUAGUCCCAUUCGGUCUCUUAAAUGCAGGAGCUACAUUUCAACGAACCAUGGAUACAAUCUUUGCUUCACAAGUGGGAAGAAACAUGCAGAUAUAUGUAGACGAUAUGAUAGUUAAAUCCUUGAAAGCAAAUGAACAUUCGAAGGACCUAAGAGAAACAUUCACUCGCAUAAGAGAACAUUCAAUGAGACUCAAUCCCACUAAAUGCUCCUUCGGUCUAGCAGGAGGAAAGUUCUUGGGAUUCCUCCUAACCCAAAGAGGGAUAGAGGCAGAUCCAGCUCAAAUCUCAGCUAUCAAAGAAAUGCCAGCACCAAAAACAAUCAAAGAACUCCAAACACUCACGGGUUGUGUGGCGGCCUUAAGACGGUUCAUACCACAAUCCUCAAAAAGGAUGAGGCAAUAA